This is a messenger RNA of Adineta ricciae, 408 nucleotides long. NCBI's taxonomy places the organism in Eukaryota, Metazoa, Rotifera, Eurotatoria, Adinetida, Adinetidae. The record is from the annotation of a GenBank genome assembly.
AUGAUUAAUUAUGUCUUGAAAGUCCAUCGUUUAUCCGACGAUAUUGAUUCAUUUGGUGCAGGAAGAUCAACUGAUUGUGAUUUUCAAGCACGUUUACUUGAAUCUCAACUUGAACUAUUGAAAUUAAAUCAAGAUCGGCAAGUUCGUGUUGCAACAGCCGCUAGAAAAAUUCAACAACAUUGCCUUAGGGAUCAAGGUUAUCUCGGUGCUUCCGUUUGUCGCAUCAGAUUCAAGCGGUUACAUACUCUUGUCCUAAUUGUUAGAAAACCGCAUUUUCCCAAAGGCGCAACUCAAGCUUUGUCAGCAGACGUGAAAAAAGUUGAAUUCGAUAUCGCUAAUGAGAACGACAAGGCACCCGCAGAAACUAUUCAAACAAUAGAACUUUUACAGAUCAUUCGUUCCAUCUAA